GGUAACUCCGUUCUUUUUGGGUUUUGCGUCGCCUCGUGGUUGUUGUGCGCAUUAAAUACCCGUCUAAUAUUUUUAAUUUUCCUUUUUGAUUUACACGUGUAACCGGAGGAAAAUUGCAGCAAAAUGAGUUUGUAUAAUUUUAAGAAAAUUAUGGUGGUUCCGCCAGCAAAGGACUUUAUCGACAUUAUGUUGUCGAAGACACAACGUAAAACUCCCACAGUUGUGCACAAAGGCUACAAGAUAUCCCGUAUUCGUGCCUUCUACACACGCAAAGUGAAAUUCACCCAACAGAAUUUCCACGAUCGUCUGUCGCAGAUUAUCCAAGAUUUCCCCAAGUUGGAUGAUGUUCAUCCCUUCUAUGCGGAUUUAAUGAAUGUUCUGUACGACAAGGACCAUUACAAAUUGGCUUUGGGUCAAUUGAAUACAGCACGCCAUUUAAUUGAUAAUGUUGGCAAGGAUUAUGUCCGCUUAUUGAAAUAUGGUGAUUCUUUGUAUCGCUGUAAACAAUUGAAAAAGGCCGCCUUGGGUCGCAUGGCCACCAUUAUGAAACGUCAAGCUUCCAAUUUGACAUAUUUGGAACAAGUACGUCAGCAUUUAUCCCGUUUGCCCACCAUUGAUCCCUAUUCGCGUACCAUCAUCAUUUGUGGUUUCCCCAAUGUGGGUAAAUCAUCGUUCAUCAAUAAGAUCACUCGUGCCGAUGUUGAGGUGCAGCCAUACGCUUUCACCACCAAAUCCUUGUAUGUUGGUCACACCGAUUACAAAUAUUUGAGAUGGCAGGUAAUUGAUACCCCCGGUAUUUUGGAUCAUCCCUUGGAAGAACGUAACGUCAUUGAAAUGCAGGCCAUUACCGCCUUGGCUCAUUUACGUUCAUGUGUUCUGUACUUUAUGGAUAUUUCCGAACAAUGUGGCCAUUCGCUGGAAGAACAAAUUAAACUGUUCGAAAGUAUUAAACCUUUGUUCACCAAUAAGCCAUUGAUUUUGGCUAUCAACAAAAUCGAUAUUCUUGGCCUUGAAGAUUUACCCGAAGAAAAGCGACAAGUUAUUGAAAAAUUACAAGAAGAUAAAAAUGUUCCUGUACUCUUCCUCUCGACCGUUAGUGAAGCUGGUGUUAUGGAAUUGAAAAUGGAAGCUUGUGAACGUUUGCUCUCGUAUCGUGUCGAUCAAAAAAUGCGUACCAAGAAAGUGGAUAACAUUCUCAAUCGUUUACAUGUUGCAAUGCCUGCACCACGUGACGAUAAGGUACGUGCUCCAUGCAUACCCGAACAGGCUUUGGCCCGUUUGGAAAAGAAUGCUGAGCGUAAACGUAAACUGGAGAAGGAUAUCGAAGAGGAGUUGGGUGAUGAUUAUACAUUGGAUUUGCAAAAGAAUUACACCGAAAUUGCCGAAGAGGAACGUUACGAUGUUAUACCCGAAUUCUGGGAAGGACACAACAUUGCCGACUACAUCGAUCCGGAUAUUUUCGAGAAAUUGGAAGAAUUGGAACGUGCCGAGGGUAUUCGCGAAGAGGGUGGUGUUUACGAUAUUCCCGAUAUGACAAUGGACGAGACACUGAAAGAAAUUCGCGAAAUGGCCAAGAAGAUUCGUCUCAAGCGUUUCAUGUUGCGCGACGAAAAACGUCUGCAGCCACGCAAAAACAAACCCAUUAUUCCACGUCACAAACAGCCCAAGGUGCGUGAUCGUUCGGUUGGCAAAUUGGUGGAGACAAUGGAAAAUUUGGGUGUCGAUAUGUCUGGUUCGGAGAAUGCCAACUUCACCAAAUCGGUGGUGGAUUUAAGACGUGGCCAAGUUGCCGUUGGCACAAAGAAGGAAUUGAAGAAGCCUCUGCUGGAUAAGGAAUCAUCAGCCAUUGUCAAGAAGACUGGCCAGCCAUUGAAACGUAAGCCAGCACGCGAUACCAUGGGCAUUAAGAAUGUGGCCAUGAAGAAGAAGGCACAAAUUAUGGCCAAGAAAGAUAUUGCCAAGAAGGUUACACGAUUGGGUCUUAAGGGUGAAGCUGAUCGUUUUAUUGGUACCAAAAUGCCCAAACAUUUAUAUGCCGGCAAACGGGGUAGUGGUACAGCGGAUAGACGUUAAGUUUUUUCAUUCUAUUUCAAUU
This is a messenger RNA of Musca vetustissima, 2095 nucleotides long. RefSeq names its product nucleolar GTP-binding protein 1-like. Gene Ontology annotation, molecular function: GTPase activity; GTP binding; RNA binding. Gene Ontology annotation, cellular component: nucleolus. Bases 124 to 2073 code for a protein of 649 amino acids. The transcript is spliced from 4 exons. Lineage: Eukaryota; Metazoa; Arthropoda; Insecta; Diptera; Muscidae. Gene Ontology annotation, biological process: ribosomal large subunit biogenesis. The record is from RefSeq and is a predicted model, not a curated record.